CCAGCGGGUCCCUGAAGAGAGAACGACCUUCUUCUCAGCGGCGGUCUCGCGCCUGCGCGUUCGGCCUCUUCCCAGCAGCCUUUGCGGAGGGCACUCUGCGGGCGCGUCUUAGCAGCCGCAAGAUGGCGGAACCACCCGUACCUAUUAAAAAUUUGAGGCUCCUGGAUGUGAAACUGGGUCAGCUGCCCACCUGGAUAGCAUCACUGAACUAUACCCCCAGAGCAUUUCUGGAAUCAUGCAAGAGAGGCCACAACAGGUUCUAUUCAAAAUACUGGGAGCCGAAGAGGUGUGGCAUCAGCGGUCCCGCCAUGUUAAUUACCGCUUACGUGGUUUUCAGCUACUAUUUAGUGUAUGAUCGCCUCAAGGAAGAGCGCUGGAGAAAAUAUCACUAGGAUUUCCCCAUACAAGAAUACAAGUUCUCUUGCUGUGAUCAGUCAACCACAGGCAACUGACCUCUGUAUUUCUCUUACAAAGUUAUCAAAUGUACGCCGAGACCAAUAAUAAAAUAAUUCAAUCUGUG
Molecule: messenger RNA, 520 nt
Organism: Crotalus tigris (Tiger rattlesnake)
Lineage: Eukaryota; Metazoa; Chordata; Lepidosauria; Squamata; Viperidae
Gene: ATP5MF
Product: ATP synthase membrane subunit f
Exons: 4
Coding region: 123-392 (89 amino acids)
Biological process (GO): proton motive force-driven mitochondrial ATP synthesis
Molecular function (GO): proton-transporting ATP synthase activity, rotational mechanism
Source: RefSeq, a predicted model, not a curated record